AGAAAGUUGAACUCAAGAUUUUAUUAUUCGGGAUUUCAAGUAAAAAUGUCGUCUAAAAAACCGACGCUAGAAAAUGGCUAUCUGGGCGCUCAGGAUGAAAUGAAGGAGGUAGGGUUAACACCAUUAACCCACAAGGAACCGGAAUUCGACAUCUCAGACAAUGAACUGGAGAUUAAGUUUAGUGUCAGCGAUCCUGUGAAAGUUACCACCAAUCUUAUUAAAUGUAAAACGGAUAAGGAUAUAGCUCCGGAUUAUGUGUUUAUCCAGAUGGAACGAGGGGCAGUGAGUUUCUCCUGCAGUUUCCCAGAAUCUGGGUUCUACAAGUUUCAGAUCUUUGCCCUGAGGAAGACGGAUGAUUCCAAAUCUUUGCCAAAUGUUUAUAAUUAUCUGAUCCACUGCAAGCAGGCGAUUAAUCCAGUUUACCCCUACCCCAAACAAUACCUAGAAUUCAAAAAUAACUGUCGUCUGUACGAACCUAAAGUUUUGAAUUCGUCCUGCCGACUCCGAGGAGUUAAUUUCAAGGUUGGUGUACCCAAUGCUAAUAAAGUAGCUAUAGUGAGUAAUGGCGAGUGGACGCAGCUAGAAAAUACAGGAAGCGACAUCUGGGAAGUGAAAUGUAAUUUAGAUCAACACCGAAAUAAAAACGUGAAAGUUACAGUCAAUGCCAACUUCGUCGACGAUGAAACUAAAUAUUCUACACUUUUGGAGUAUAAAAUUUAAAGAAUGGCUCUACUCAACCCUGGACUACUGACUAGAUAAUCUAGUCUAUACAGUGAACAAUUACGGAGUUAUCUACAUUUGAUUAGAGUUACUUUCCUUUAAUUGGAGUUUUAUCCUUUUUUAAAUUUUACGCUUGAAAAAUGAAAACUUAUCGCGACAAGGCAAUCUAGACUACUUAUGGAUCAUUCCUGAUUCAGUCAUCGCUUUCAAUUUGCUUUUAAAAAACAUCUUGACCACUAGGCUACGCAAUUUGACCUACUUAAUGCAGAGUUACCUGCCUUUAAUUAGAGUCAUAUCGCUUUUUUGAAAAAAGAACAUCUAUACUGUUGAUGAUUUUAUGGAGUUACCUGCCAUUGCCCUAGCAUAAUCAUUAUUCUACGUUUUUAAAAGAACAUUUUUGACUUCUGCGUAGUGUAAACCACUCAUGGAACUUUCUUUGUUUAUUCCUCUGUGAAGAUUUGAUCAAGAAACUCAACUGAAUUUGAUGUGUAUAAUUCAAUAGUUGCCUUCCUUUGUGAGGGCUAAAUAAUUUUUAUACGCCCUGUAAUCUCAAUCUUUAGUUGCAGUGAAUAAACCUAAGAAUUUGAACUUU
Lottia gigantea (owl limpet) is the source of this 1312-nucleotide messenger RNA. RefSeq lists its product as hypothetical. The transcript is spliced from 2 exons. The coding region runs from base 46 to 720 and encodes 224 amino acids. The record is from RefSeq and is a predicted model, not a curated record. NCBI's taxonomy places the organism in Eukaryota, Metazoa, Mollusca, Gastropoda, Lottiidae.